This is a messenger RNA of Oryza sativa Japonica Group (Japanese rice), 3491 nucleotides long. The record is from RefSeq and is a predicted model, not a curated record. NCBI's taxonomy places the organism in Eukaryota, Viridiplantae, Streptophyta, Magnoliopsida, Poales, Poaceae.
GACAUCAGCAGCAGCCGGUGACACCACAAAAUCCUCUCGCGCUCUCGCUCGCGUCUCCUCCCCCUCCCCCACUCCAACGCUUUAAAAAAACCGGGGGAAAUGGCGUGCCCGCGCCUACGCCUCGCCGUGCAGCCGCGCGCGCGGUAUAAAUUCGCACGCGAGCCGCGAUGAUCUCCCUCCACUCCGCCCCCUUCACCCUCCUCGUAAAGCUCCCCGGCCGGAGGAGGAGCGGUCUUACGCCGCCGAGGUGCGCCGUCCGGGGAGCCGGGAACGUGUCGUCGGCGGCGGUGCGGGAGAUGGCGGUCGCGGAGGGGCGGCGGCAGCAUGAGUACUCCAUCGACGCACGCCUCCGGCAGCUCGCGCCGGAGAAGGUGUCCGCCGACGACCGCCUCGUCGACUACGAGACCCUCCUCGUCGCGCGCUUCCUCGACAUCCUCGAGGACCUCCACGGCGGCGACUUCAGACAAGUGGUGGAGGAUUGCCUGAGGCUGUCCGGGGAGUACCAGAGCGAGGGCGACCCGGCGAGGCUGGGCGAGCUGGGCGGCCUCCUGACGAGCCUGGACGUGGGCGACGCCAUCAUGGUGGCGAGCUCCUUCUCCCACAUGCUCAACCUGGCCAACCUCGCCGAGGAGAUCCAGAUGGUGUACCGCAAGAAGGCGGAGGCGAGCCGGCGCGGGGACUUCGUCGACGAGGCCUCCGCGCCCACCGAGUCCGACAUCGACGAGACGUUCCAGCGCCUCGUCCGCGGCCUUGGCAAGUCCCCCCGCGAGGUGUUCGAUGCGCUCCGCAGCCAGACCAUCGACCUCGUCCUCACCGCCCACCCCACGCAGUCCGUCAGGCGUUCACUCCUCCAGAAGCACGCAAGCAUUAGGAGCUGCCUGACACAGCUCUGCGGCGAGGGCAUCUCCGACAACGAGGAGCAGGAGAUCGACGAGGCCCUUCAGAGAGAGAUUCUCGCGGCGUUCAAGACGGACGAGAUCCGGCGGACGCCGCCGACGCCGCAGGACGAGAUGCGCGCCGGGAUGAGCUACUUCCACGACACCAUCUGGAACGGCGUGCCCAAGUUCCUCCGGCGCGUCGACACAGCGCUCAAGAACAUCGGCAUCGACGAGCGCCUCCCCUACAACGCCCCCCUCAUCCAGUUCUCCUCAUGGAUGGGCGGCGAUCGCGACGGGAAUCCGAGGGUUACACCAGAGGUUACCAGGGACGUGUGCCUGCUUGCCAGGAUGAUGGCUGCCAACAUGUACUUCUCCAAGAUGGCCGAUUUGAUGUUCGAGCUCUCCAUGUGGCGCUGCAACGACGAGCUCCGAGCUCGUGCCAACGAGUUGCACCGGAAGUCCUCAAGGAAGUACGCCAAAUACUACAUUGAGUUUUGGAAGAAGAUUUCUCCAGGAGAACCUUACCGCAUUAUACUCGGCGAUGUGAGGGACAAGCUGUACAACACCUGCGAGCGUGCUCGCCAGAUCUUGUCGAAGGGAAUUUCUAGCAUUCCUGAAGACCAGACUUACACCAAUGUCGAGCAGUUCUUGGAGCCGCUUGAGCUGUGCUACCGAUCGCUGUGCGACUGCGGCGACAAGCUGAUCGCCGACGGCAGACUGCUCGACUUAAUGCGGCAGGUCUCCACCUUCGGCCUCUCCCUCGUCAAGCUCGACAUCCGGCAGGAGUCGGAGCGCCACACCGACGCCAUGGACGCGAUCACCACGCACCUCGGCAUCGGCUCCUACCGGGAGUGGCCCGAGGAGCGGCGCCAGGAGUGGCUCGUCUCCGAGCUCCGCGGCAGGCGCCCGCUCUUCGGCCCCGACCUGCCGCAGUCCGAGGAGGUCGCCGACGUGCUCGGCGCGUUCCGGGUCAUCGCCGAGCUCCCCGCCGACAGCUUCGGCGCGUACAUUAUCUCCAUGGCCACCGCGCCGUCCGACGUGCUCGCCGUCGAGCUGCUGCAGCGGGAGUGCGGCGUCAAGAAGCCCCUGAGGGUCGUCCCGCUGUUCGAGAAGCUCGCCGACCUUCAGCAGGCGCGCGCCACCAUGGAGCUCCUCUUCUCCGUCGACUGGUACAAGGAGCGGAUCGACGGGAAGCAGGAGAUCAUGAUCGGGUACUCCGACUCCGGCAAGGACGCCGGCCGGCUGUCCGCGGCGUGGCAGCUGUACAAGGCCCAGGAGGAGAUCGUCGGCGUGGCGGAGCGGCACGGCGUGAAGCUGACCAUCUUCCACGGCCGGGGCGGCACCGUGGGGCGCGGCGGCGGGCCGAGCCACCUCGCCAUCCUGUCCCAGCCGCCGAACACCGUCAAUGGCUCGCUCCGCGUGACUGUCCAGGGCGAGGUCAUCGAGAAGUCGUUCGGCGAGGAGAACCUCUGCUUCCGGACGCUGCAGAGGUUCACGGCGGCGACCCUGGAGCACGGCAUGAACCCGCCGGUGUCCCCGAAGCCCGAGUGGCGCCGCCUGCUCGACGACAUGGCGACGGUGGCCACUGACGAGUACCGCUCCAUCGUGUUCCAGGAGCCGCGCUUCGUGGAGUACUUCCGCGCCGCCACGCCGGAGACGGAGUACGGGCGGAUGAACAUCGGCAGCCGGCCGUCGAAGCGGAAGCCCGGCGGCGGCAUCGAGUCGCUGCGCGCCAUCCCGUGGAUCUUCGCGUGGACGCAGACGCGGUUCCACCUCCCCGUGUGGCUGGGCUUCGGCGCCGCGUUCAGGCACGCCAUGCAGCAGAGCGACGCCGGCGGCGGCCUCGCCACGCUCCGCGAGAUGUACGACGAGUGGCCCUUCUUCCGCGUCACCAUCGACCUCCUCGAGAUGGUCUUCGCCAAGGGCGACCCCGGCAUCGCCGCACUCUACGACGAGCUCCUCGUCCCCGACGACCUACGUCCAUUCGGCGAGCAGCUCAGAGCCAACUACGUCGAGACACAGCGCCUGCUCCUGCAAGUUGCUGGGCACAAGGAUCUCCUGGAGAGUGAUCCGUACCUGAGGCAGCGGCUGAUGCUGCGGGACUCGUACAUCACGGCGCUGAACGUGUGCCAGGCGUACACGCUGAAGCGGAUCCGGGACGGCGGGUUCAGGCCGGAGACGCGGCCGCCGCUGUCGAAGGAGCUUCUGGGCUCGUCGGCGGUGGCGGAGAAGCUGGUGAAGCUCAACCCAAACAGCGAGUACGACCCCGGGCUGGAGGACACGCUCAUCCUCACCAUGAAGGGCAUCGCCGCCGGCAUGCAGAACACGGGCUGAUCGAUGCAAAAGCACCAUGGCCUUGCCGGUUAAAACUUUGUAGAGAAGAUUGGUGGGAGUGGAUUGAGACUGUAAAUUGGUGUUGCUGACUUGUUUCUGGUGCUUAUUGGGUCAAGAACAGAUCGUACUGUUCUUGUUUCUUCAGUUAUCUCUGUUUUUUAGCAGUGAUGGUACACGGAUUUCCUGGUUCUAGCUUGAACCGUGAUCACUGUUUUCUUUCAGUAACGUAGCAGAUUAACCUGGAGUGGGGAUAUACCUGAGAAUUCAGCUUCCCAAGCA